This is a messenger RNA of Fusarium falciforme, 1386 nucleotides long. RefSeq lists its product as hypothetical. NCBI's taxonomy places the organism in Eukaryota, Fungi, Ascomycota, Sordariomycetes, Hypocreales, Nectriaceae. The record is from RefSeq and is a predicted model, not a curated record. The transcript is spliced from 3 exons. Gene Ontology annotation, molecular function: hydrolase activity, hydrolyzing N-glycosyl compounds. Bases 1 to 1386 code for a protein of 461 amino acids.
AUGUCCGGUGAACCAGCGGUCUACAAACCGCGAACCUUUAUGAUCUCCGACAUUCUGAAUGAACCAGACGAUGAGAUGUCGCUCGUCAGAUUCCUUCUUUACUCCACCACUUUGAUGUCUGGGGGCUCUGUGCCAGCACCUCGAUCAGCCUGCAGAAUGAAAACUCAUCCUGAGGUCAUGGAAAGAAUUAUCCGGGCAUACGGCAAAGUUGUUGAUAACUUGAAUUCCCAUGUCAGUCCCAACUGUCAGUUCCCCCCGGCUGAUCAGUUGCUGGCGAUAGUGUCUUCCAGCCCAAAAGUUUAUGGCAGGAAAUUUCUCUCGGAGCCAUUGAGUGAGGGCGCUAGAAGGCUUAUUCAGAGUCUCGAGGAGUCUGAGGAGCCACUAUACGUCGGCCUUUGGGGUGGCGCGAAUGUCGUUGCGCAAGCUAUGCACCAUAUCGAUCAGACAAAGCCAAAAGCUGAGGCUGAUCUGCUACGAAUCCGCCAACGUUGGCCCAACAUUGUAUACAUUGUCAGCAUACAUGGAUUUGGGGAGUUUCUCGCUGCGACGUGGGUCGGCAUCAACGCAGAAGACAAUGGCAUACCCGAUAUGACCCAGGUCCAGGACGGAUGGCUCACACCAGACAUCCGUGUUGGCCCUCUCGGGGCCGAGUACCCCCUCAUCAAGUUUGGUAUGGAGGGCGACUCGCCUAGCUUCAUGGGGCUUAUUCCUAAUGGUCUAUCAAAUCCUGAGAGACCUGGAUGGGGUGGCUGGGGUGAUCGAUAUAACCGGAUUACUUGGGCCCAUGAUCUGAGUGCUGAGUACGGAGUCUCUCCCGACACGGUGGUAACUCCCAACGGGAAGCCACACAUGAGCGUGCAAUCAACCGUCUGGCGCUGGAGAGACGCCUCGCAGGACGAUUUUGCGGCUCGAAUGCAAUGGUCGCUUCAUCAAGACUUCAGUGCAGCGGCACAUCCACCCUUGAUCGACGUUAACGGGUCGGUUGGCCCAGAGGCACUGCACAUCGUGGUCCCUCCCAAGGCAUCCAUUACUCUUGAUGCAAGCAAGACUGUGGACUUGGAUCAUCCUGGGGAUAUUGAGCAACUUGAAUUCGAGUGGUUCUUCUAUCUUGAGCCAGGCUUCCCACAGGCCACGGGAGAUAAGAAGAUGGCCGACUACAUAAAUCUUAAGUCGUUGUCACCCCCGACAGGAACAGAUGGAAGGCUUCCCAGAAACGAAGCUGGCUUUGGCAAGGUUAUCCUGGGCCCAAGAGUUUCUGUCAUGAAUCUUGUGCCGGAAGAACGGGAUUUGCGCUCGCGAGAGUGGCACAUCAUCCUGCAGGGUAAGACUAAGAAGGGUCCGUAUCCGAUCACCAGGUACAAGAGAGUGGUCUUGAAAUCAGAGUAA